Molecule: messenger RNA, 2183 nt
Organism: Carya illinoinensis
Lineage: Eukaryota; Viridiplantae; Streptophyta; Magnoliopsida; Fagales; Juglandaceae
Exons: 1
Coding region: 237-2033 (598 amino acids)
Biological process (GO): rRNA methylation
Cellular component (GO): chloroplast
Molecular function (GO): RNA binding; RNA methyltransferase activity
Source: RefSeq, a predicted model, not a curated record
ACCUAGCUACCUUCACUUCUCUUGGGAAAAAUACCCUCGUUCGAUAGAAAGCGAUACAUGAAUGGGAUGCGGAUAAGGAACUCACUGCUGUAUUUUCAACCUAAAAGUCUUCUUGUUCGUUAGAUUCAUAUAAAUAGUAUUUUUUUUGGUCCAGGUUUUUCUUCUUCUUUAUCCUACUUCGGUUAAUAGCAAGGCUUCUACGCUCAAGUUUGGUCGUAUUUUCUGAAGUAUUUGCAAUGUAUACCAGUUUGACGAAAAUUCAGGCAUUUCCCUUGUCUUUAAGGAUUUAUUCACAACCCAGAUGCUCCAAAUUACUCUACUCCGCAAAGCAGCAAUCUUUACCCAACUGGUCUCGUUCAAAACCCCAUUUGAACUCCAGUAAAGUCAUAACCCUUGAAAAUUGCCAUUUCAUGCAACCCGUAAAUUUCUCAAAAUGUUCUAAUUGGAAGAGCUUGAAAAUUGGCAAUAUAUCAAAACCCAGAAGCAUUGCGAGUCGGUUCCGGCAUAAAAGUGCCAUACAGUGUUACCUUUCGACUAGAGCUACAAGUUCUUCAAGUUCGUAUGCUCGAAGAGGCGGUGAAAAAAACUCUGCGGGAAGAACUGGAAAAGCUCUUCCUUGGUUAGCUUCAAAUAGAUAUAAAGAAGCAAAAGGAUUGGAGAACGGAACAUCUACAAAGACAAGUCGUACUUCUUGGGAGGAAUCAGCGAAAAGGUUGGAGAAAGGGGGCAGUAGGUCUUUGAGGGAGGAAUUGGCAAAAGGAUUGGAGAAAGCAACAACAAUAGAAAAUGUCGGUUCUUCUUGGACGGUGGCAGCCGACAAUUUUGUGAGGACAAGUGAUCAGUUGGCCGAAGGGAGUGAAGAAGCUAGGAAUAGAAUAGACAUUGCAGAGGAUCGGCAAAGUGAUUUUGGUCACAGACAUGGAGAUUUUGAGGAAGAUGAAGAAGGAGGAGAAGAAGAAGAAUUAGGGGUCGUUGAUGAUCCGAGAUGGGAUAAGAUUAGGCAUAGGUCCAAGCAAAUGGUUGAUGUAAAUGCUGGACCUGAGAAACCUGAGGUAAAAAGGUGGCAUAAACAGGAAAAUUGGGGCAGAAAGACAUGGAAAGAGGCUACUGAAUCAGCAGUUCCUAAAAUGGUUGGAGAAGGGAUCUACGGGGUUGGUCCAGUUUUGGCUGCUUUAUCAGCUCAAAGAAGAGAAUUUUAUGCGUUGUACCUCCAAGAAGGGUUGGAUUUGAGUAAUAAUAAUCGGAAGAAGAAGGACAAAAGGGGGUUUGAAAAAGUUUUGAGGAUGGCUGAAAAAAUUGGGCUAAGCAUAAAGGAAGCAUCAAAGCAUAAUCUCAAUAUGGUGGCUGAUAACCGCCCCCAUCAGGGUCUCGUGCUAGAUGCUUCUCCAUUGGAGAUGGUAAAAAUAAAGGAAUUGGACCCUGUUUCGGUUGAGGAAGAUAAAGGUUCUCUUUGGGUAGCUUUGGAUGAGGUUACAGAUCCUCAGAAUUUGGGGGCAAUCAUCAGGUCGGCUUACUUCUUUGGGGCUUCAGGGGUGGUUUUAUGUGCCAAGAAUUCGGCCCCAUUGAGUGGUGUUGUGAGCAAAGCAAGUGCAGGCGCACUUGAAUUAAUGGAGCUCAGGUAUUGUAAGAAUAUGAUGCAGUUCCUAGUAACCUCAGCUGAAAAUGGCUGGCGAGUUCUUGGAGGUUCAGUUUCUCCAAGAGCUGUUCCCUUGGAUGAGAUUUUGCCUGGUGCACCAACUAUUCUUGUUUUGGGCAGUGAGGGUACUGGGUUGAGGCCUUUGGUGGAGAGAUCAUGUACUCAGUUGAUUAGGAUCCCUGGGAGUAUCCCUGUGGCUGUAUCUACAAGUGGAGUUAAUGAUUUGGAAACUGCAGAAACAGUGUCUGGUUGCUCAGUUGAAGAGUUCAGGUCCUUUUUAGCUGUGGAGAGCUUAAAUGUUAGCGUAGCAGCCGGUGUUCUUCUUCAUCACUUAAUUGGAACCAAUUACAAAAAUGAGUGUCUCAUCGGAGAUAAGUUGACUGAUGCUCUUGACUGAGGUCCUGUGGCAGAUACAUUGAAUUUGUUGCAUGAGUUUAUUUAUCCAAGCUCAUUAUAAUUAUCUUAUCAUUUUAUUUUGAACUUAUAAUGUUUGCAUUAUAAAAUUUUUAUCAGUAUCUGCAGGGUCUUAUGCAGAGUUGUUAGUGAA